AUGCCCAUUCCCAAACUAUCCACUCAACCCUGUCAUCAGCAAAAAACCUUUCGGAGCCAUAAAGUUACAAAUUCAUAUUCAGGAUCAACACACACCCACUCUGAUUCUUUAAUAUCCCUUCUCUCAUGCUUCGGAGUGAAAGUCAAUUUACGACCAAUCAAAUUUGCAAUCCAACAAACCAAGGACAAACCAACCCGGAGCACUGUACAACAAAUUAAAGAACAAUUACAAAUUUCAUCAAACGAUCACCCUAUUUCCAUCACAAAGAACUUGCAUGAUGAAUUAUUUCGAAUUAAAUUUUCUACAGCCUCGAUUGGACACUAUCACAGUUCAAGGGAUUACCUCACACUUGAGCUCUACAAACAAAUAGAAACGUCGUUAGAGAAAUCAGAACCAAUCGAUGUCAUGACUAUUGAAAUUGAAUUUUUGAAAGCUUCACCGAGUGAUCUCUUAAAAUACUUUUCUUCCACAUCCACACAAAGUAUUGAAGAACAAUUAUUAAAUCAAUUAGUAGAAAUUUUAGACGUAGAUGAAAAAAGAAAACAUGUCUAUAUCCGAAUCCGAAGGGACUGUAAUCACAACACCUCAGAGAUCUUUGACCCCAUUGAUUACAGAUAUUUAUUAAUGGGCAAAAUUGACAGCUCCAAUCAUGCUUUCCUCUUUGACGUGAGUGGUUUCUCGCAAAAUGACAAGACAGUUCCAAAAUCUGUUGAUCAUUUGUAUGAAUUGUGUACACCAGCCAAUGUUAGAAACAAGAGUUUUCAGUCUGAUGACAACAACGAUUGUGGUAUCCAAAGAAUUCUCAUUGGAUGUUUUUUGACAAGUAUGACAACCACAAAAAGAAAAAACAAACGAGGUGGUCCUAUUGGAACAAAAUCUCUAUACUAUACCACCAAUCCGUAUCAUUUAUUCAAAUCCCAAUCGUGA
This is a messenger RNA of Naegleria lovaniensis, 927 nucleotides long. RefSeq lists its product as uncharacterized. The record is from RefSeq and is a predicted model, not a curated record. The coding region runs from base 1 to 927 and encodes 308 amino acids. The transcript has a single exon. Lineage: Eukaryota; Heterolobosea; Eutetramitea; Acrasida; Naegleriidae.